This is a messenger RNA of Pungitius pungitius (ninespine stickleback), 7970 nucleotides long. It is a transcript of the gene atg2a, whose product is annotated as autophagy related 2A. The coding region runs from base 418 to 6540 and encodes 2040 amino acids. Gene Ontology annotation, molecular function: phosphatidylinositol-3-phosphate binding. The record is from RefSeq and is a predicted model, not a curated record. NCBI's taxonomy places the organism in Eukaryota, Metazoa, Chordata, Actinopteri, Perciformes, Gasterosteidae. Gene Ontology annotation, biological process: piecemeal microautophagy of the nucleus; autophagosome assembly; autophagy of mitochondrion. The transcript is spliced from 42 exons. Gene Ontology annotation, cellular component: phagophore assembly site.
AAGUUACGUUCCCCAUACCAUCAGUUGGCAAACGAUAACAAUAAACAACCCUGAAACAAGAGACACGCAACAGCGGAACCUGCGGCUCCAAUUCGACACACACGUACCGAAACUAUGAGCCGAGACGGCCUCGAACGGCCGGAGAAACGUCCCGUCGACUAGCGGGCGAGUCCCGUCGGUCCUGACAACGGGGUUUUCAAGCUUUUUUGCGGCACUGCUUUGGGGAGAACUAUAACGCUACAGUCGCGGUCUACCCCCCUCCUUCCUUCCGUAGCCCCCUGCGGUAGCUAGCCGCGGCUCAUUCCCCGUGUUUCGCACACUUCGGCUCCAGUCUGUUAUGCAGUUGCCGGCGGGCCGCAGUCUCACUCGUUCUCCUCCGCCGGCUCGUCGCUCCCUCUCCCCGCUCCCCGCGGCCCCAUGUCUCGCUGGCUCUUCCCCUGGCCCGGCUCCAUCAAGAAGCGGGCCUGUCGGUACCUCCUGCAGCACUACCUCGGCCACUUUCUGCAAGAGCGCCUGAGCCUGGACCAGCUCGGCUUGGACCUCUACAACGGCAGCGGUGUCAUCAAGGAGAUCAACCUCGACGUCUGGGCGGUCAAUGAGCUCUUGGAGACCCUCGGGGCUCCUCUGGAGAUAGUGGAUGGCUUUGUGAGCAGCAUAGUGGUGACCAUCCCCUGGCAAGCUCUACUGACGGAUCACUGCACCUUAGAGGUUUCUGGUCUUCAGAUAACAUGUCGACCCAAGUACCGAACCAGUGGGGGUUGGGACUCCCAAGGCUGGUCAUCGAGCAUGACCUCCAGCAUGCAGCUGGCUCAGGAGUGCCUGAAGGACCCCCCCGAGGCGUCCGAGGAGCCGCCUGCCCAGCUGGAGGGGCUUGAGAUGUUUGCCCAAACCAUUGAGACAGUCCUUCGUCGCAUUAAAGUCACCUUCAUAGACACUAUCGUUCGCAUCGAGCACCAGCCCCUGGACCUGGAAACAGGCGUUGCCUUAGAGGUGCACAUCAAACGACUGGAGUACUUUGACGAGGCGGUGCGGGAUCCAGCCAGCCACACUACCGUGCCUGUUGACAUCCACCAGCCACCCGCCUUCCUGCACAAGAUCCUCCAGCUGAGCGCCGUCCAGCUGUUCUACGACAGCACCGGCACCGCGCAGGGUUCCCAUGAGAAAGAUCACCCUGUAUCGGCAAUGGCAAGUGAAGGAGAAGGAGAAGAAGUAGGAGAGGAGGAGGAGGACGAGGAGGAUGAGGAUGAAGAAGAAGAGGAGGAGGAGGAUGAAGAGGAUGAGGUGGAGGAGGAGGAGGAGGAGGAAAAAGAAGAUGGUGAUGACGAUGAAGCAGAGGAGGAGGAAGAGGCAAAGCCUUUGAAAUCCCCUCCCCGCUCUCCGUCUCAGCCGCUGCUCAUAGGGAGCUGCUCCGGUUUCAUAGAGACCACCGUCAAAAUUAAACAGAACGACAUGCUGCCUGGACCAAAGCUGGAGUUGGAUGGGAAGGUGGGCUGUGUCCACAUGCUGCUGUCUCCAAAUCAAAUUACCCACCUGACAGACCUGCUGGCGGCCCUCUGCAUAGACACCGAGACCGAUAAUAAAUUUGGCGGCGCGCUCAGUCGUCCGUUGGACUCAGACGACCUGCGUAUGAUCGAGCAGGACCUCAGUAAGCAGCUGGGCUCCAGUCCCAGAGACACGGAGUGGGAGACCGAACCCGACCUGGAGCCCUUCGUCACCGCCCUGGACAAUGGAGAAAUGUUUUUCUCCAUGGGUCCUGGUGGAAUGACCAGUAGCGCGACGUCUGUACGCUCCGGCAGCGAGUUGUCAGACAGUGACAUGGAGUCAUCCACACACUCCACACACAGUAUGGCCAGCUUCACACAGGGCAUGGGGAACGGUCCCAGGAGGUAUCCCGUAGCAGGCGCCCUGUCGAGUCUGCCCCAGUCGAGCGGCCGGACCAGAGGACGCUCACACAGCGGCCAGUCGGAGCAGCUGAAGCCGGACGCUUUGUUGCGUCUGAGUCUCGGCGGGCUCACCCUAACCCUUCUGCAGGAGGACCCGCCCUCCGAGCCCCACGGAGCCGCCUCAUUGGCUCAGGUGUCUCAGGUGUUCUUCCGGGAGCUGGCCUUCUUCAAGGACAGCAUGUUUAGUGAGCGAGACUUUCGCCAUCUGAGAGACGGCUUUGCCAAGGCCUGCCCACACUCCCACCUCAGAGUGACCAGCGCCGCAGUGCAGGUCGCUUGCGAAAUGCGCAGCGGCAGAGGCCACAGUCGGGCUGUGACCUCUGACCUUUCCUUCAGCAGACUGGAACUGAUAGAGUUCCUCUUGGAGGACGGAAAGCCUCAGUACAGUGAGUUGCUUCAGUUCCAGAAAGCUGGUAUGUUCACAGUUGGAGCUGCAGCCAGACCAUGUGCCCAACUACACUACAGCCUCACGGAAAAACACCUGCGGAAAGGUAGACAGCGGGUGGUGCGGCGGGACAGUGUGGUGCGGGUGGAGCUGGCAGAACUGAGCACCGAGCUGGACCUGGACAUCCUCAGUCGCCUUGGGAAGUUGAGCAAAGCUUUCAGCUACUGUCCCACGCAGACAGCUGGACCUGGACCCAUGCAGACCCAGAGCACCGAGCUGUGCUCCUCCUUCACCCUCCUCUCCCCCCACGCCGUCCUCAGGCUUCGUUUCCCCAUACCCGACCUCAGGCCCCUCCCUGUGCGUCGACCUCCGACCCAGAGGGCGGUGCGGCAGGAGACGCUGGUGCUCGAGCUGUGCCAGCUGGAGCUAAAGCACCAGGAGGCCCCGGACCUCCAGAGCGAGCAGACCGCUCCGGGACAGCCGUGGGCUCCGUGUCUCACCCAGCUGCUGGAGGCCUCGUUCAGCGACCUGCACGGGUCCUACGAGGGCUGGGAAGGCGGCUCUUUCCCCUGUAUCAGAGUAAAGAAGAACCGCGACUCUCUUCCAAGGAUAUCCGUGUGUGUGCGAGGAGGAGAAACUCAGGGCCCGGCUGCAGGUCUGGACGGGGUGAACCUCAUCAGCGACCUGGGGUCCGCCUUCUUCGAAAGUCACUGUGAAAUCAACGACAAAACCAGCUCCCCGUUCUCCUCCAACCGCACCAUGUUUGAGACUGAGGAGAUGGUGAUUCCAGCCGACCCAGAGGAGAUGCGUCAGUUUCAGGCGCAGUGCGUCGCUCAGUGCCAGUGUGCAGUGGACAUCAACCUGCCGCUGGCCUACAUCCUCCUUCCCAGCAAACAGGCCUUCCAGAGCUUCUACAACAGGAUCAAUAAUGAUCUGCUGAUGUGGGAGCCUCCUCCCCCCUCAGCCCACAGCCCCAACCACAGCCGCCAUCACGACGAGUUCCAGCUCUGCAAGUCUGCCUUUAGACUGGACUCGGAUUCAGAAGAAGACGAGCCUAACUUCUUUAUGGCCAGUGAGUCCUCUGGAAAGACGCAACAGUCGGCUCCUCGCCCCAACCACAACCUCAGCCUCCUCUCCCUCUCUGUGAUUAUCGGCAAAGGCCGUCUGCAAGCCCGAACCGACAAGAAGGAGGACCAGAGUCACGGGGAAAUUGUGCUCGACCUGGAUGGGGGGAAGAUAUUCAGUGUGGCACAGCACCAGAACGACCCCAAUCUCAAUUUCCUGUGUAUAGAGAGCAGACGAGUGGAGCUCUACCAUCGAGCUGUAGUGAAAGACGCCCCCAUUCCACAGCGGUUGGAGAUGCCCAACUUCUCCCCCCCGAAGCACUUGGACCCCACCAUCUACCCUACAGAGGUGGGGGUGAGCAGUGUGAGCGGCAAGGAGGGCGGGCUGCAGAUGUUGUCCACAGCCAUCAAAGUCACACUGGACCCACAGAGGAGUGUUAAGGAGUUCCUAGUUGCCCUUCGACUUCACGGUGCCACCAUGCGACAUUACGUGGCGCAGACUAAUCACAGCUGGCAUGAGCAGCUGGUCGACUUCCUGGAUGUGAUUGAUGAUCCCAUUCUGGGAUACACAGCGCCUGCCGUCAUCACUGUUCUCCACACACACCUCGCUACCUGUGCUGUCGACUACAGACCUCUGUAUCUGCCUCUGCGCGUGUUGUUCACAGCAGAGUCCUUCUCUCUGUCCAGUAACAUCAUCGUAGACACCGCCACCUUCCACCUCAGAUUCAUCCUGGAUGACUCUGCUCUCUACCUCUCUGACAAAUGUGAGACUGACACCGUGGACCUGAGGAGAGACUAUGUGUGUGUUCUGGACAUUGACCUGCUGGAGCUCGCCAUCACCACUUGGAAAGGCAGCGACCCAGGCAAGCUGUCUCAGCCCCUCUUCGAGCUCCGUUGCUCCAACAAUGUGGUUCACGUUCAUACCUGUGCAGAUUCCUGCGCUGCCCUGGUUAAUGUGCUGCAGUACCUGGUCUCCCAGGGCGACCUGCACCCCCCACCGCGACACACCUCACCCACUGAAAUCGCCGGCCAGAAAUUACCACUGUCAGAAAGUCCUGCGGCGUUGCUGCCCUGCCCUGCGGCGGAAACCGCAGAGAUCAACCAGUAUGACCUGGCAGAUGCCUUAAUCGACACGGAGAAGAGCCAGCAAGAAGAGGGUUUGGAUCCAGGUUCCCCUUCCAUGCUGAGAGGCUCUCCGGUCUCUGUUUAUUUGUUCCCCGGUGAAGCUUCCAAGCGCACACCCACCGUGCUGCAAAGUGAGGACUCUGAGCUUGAAGGACUUGUUGCCAUGGCAACAGAGGCACAGGCAGACAUGAUGUCUGAUGAAGGCUCCGAGGGCUCCACCGACAACGAUGACUUUUGCAUCUUGGAGGCUCCCGGGAUGGGCAUUCUCCCCAGGGACGGGGAGCCCGUGGUGACGGUGUUCGCUCAGGGGCCCAUCAGGGUGAAGGAGAGUCACUUCUCACGCCCUCGAGGGAGCUCAGACCUGCUCAGAGCGCCCAGCCGCUUCCCAGUGCCCCAGAGCAGGGUGGUUCUGCGGGAGAUCUCUGUGGUCUGGCAUCUCUACGGGGGGAAGGACUUCGGCGGCAAGCCCAUGUCCGUACAUGCCCAGCACGCAAACCGGGCUCGCUCAGUUCCUGCUGGUGUUCGUGGGUCCCCGUCUCGCUCUGUUGCUCCUUCUCGUCCCCAGAACUCGUGGCGCUGGGCUGGAGGCAGCGGGCGGCAGCAUACGCUGCUGAUGGAGAUCCAGCUGACCAAGGUGUCCUUCCAGCACGAGUCCUAUCAAGUGGCGGUGGCGGGGCCGGGUGGAGAAGUGCCAGUGGCGGUCGGUGUCGGCCCCGACGGCGAGCAGCCUCUCUCCAGACAGGUGUUCAUCGUCCAGGAGUUGGAGGUUCGAGACCGACUGGCCUCCUCACAGCUCAACAAAUUCCUCUACCUCUACACCAGCGAGAGCAUGCCUCGGAGAGCCCACUCCAACAUGCUAACGGUGAAGGCGCUGCAAGUUUGUCCAGAGUCUGGCCUCGGGGGCCCCGAGUGCUGUCUGCGAGUCAGCCUGCUGCCUCUACGACUGAACAUCGACCAGGAUGCACUAUUUUUCUUGAAGGACUAUUUCAGUAAUCUAGCUUCCUUUGUUAACCCUUACCUGCCUGUGGACCCUGCUACUGAAGUGAAGGCAGACACCUCCCAGAAGGCCUCAGAGGAGGUGGAGUCCGCCGCCGGUCUGGGUCCGGACCUCACAGCUUCUGUAGAAACUACCUACAGCGAGAAGAGCUCCUCUUCUGCCGGUUCCACCUCUUCCUCCGACCAGCCAAUCUACUUCCGGGAGUUCCGAUUCACCUCUGAAGUGCCUAUCUGGCUGGACUAUCAAGGCAAACAUGUCGUCAUUGAACAGGGAACGUUUGCAGGGAUUCUGAUCGGUCUGGCCCAACUAAACUGUUCCGAGUUGAAGCUGAAGAGGCUGUGCUGUAGACACGGUCUCCUCGGAGUGGACAAAGUGAUCCAGUACGCCGUCACAGAGUGGCUGACGGACAUCAGGAAGAACCAGCUGCCGGGAAUUCUGGGAGGUGUCGGUCCCAUGCACUCAGUUGUCCAGCUGUUUCAUGGAGUGAGGGACCUGUUCUGGUUGCCCAUCGAGCAGUAUAGAAAGGAUGGACGCAUUAUUCGAGGUCUCCAGAGGGGGGCAGCAUCCUUCGGCACCUCCACAGCUUCAGCGGCUCUGGAGCUCAGCAACCGGCUGGUGCAGGCCAUACAGGCCACGGCAGAGACGGUGUACGACAUUCUGUCUCCAACGCCGCCUCUGAACCGCUUUGCCAUCACUGAGGGCCGGGCUCCCCCCAGCCGGCCCCGCAGAGCUGCUCAGCCCGCAGACCUCCGAGAAGGUGUGGCCAAGGCUUACGACACCGUCAGAGAGGGAGUGAUUGAUACGGCUCAGACCUUGUGCGAUGUGGCAUCCCGCGGCCACGAACAGAAAGGUCUGCCCGGCGCUGUGGGCGGCGUCCUGCGGCAGAUCCCGCCCACUGUGGUCCGACCGUUAAUAGUGGCCUCCGAGGCCACUUCCAAUCUGCUCGGCGGCAUGCGGAACCAGAUCAAACCCGACGCCCGCAAGGAGGAUUUCCUGAAGUGGCGCACAGACGAUGGUCAAGAAUAAUGAUGACCUUUUUUUUUCUGUGAGAAAGAGAGAGAGAGCGUGUGUGUCUGUGUGCGUGAGUAAUGAUUUAGAGACGUCUUAGUUAAGGGAGCGAAUCCAGGGUUUGAAUCUGCAUGUGUGGAUGGACUAAUGAGCUGCGAUGCAAAAACAAAGCACUGAGGAACGACUACUGCAGUUGUUUUACGAGGUUCUGUCCUACAGACUUCACCAGAUUCAAUGCUUUCUGUUUUGCAUUCAGGAUUCUUCCCCUCUUGUAAUACAGCAGUCUGCAGAUUCUAUAUAACGUCUGUGCAAACAUAUCACUGGCUUCAUUUCAGUCAAACCAAGGAUUGUGGGCACUUUGUGUACUCUGAAUUUGCUUGUUGAAAAUGUAUCAUAAUUGUAAGUAUGGAUUUCAGCUUUAUCUCAAAUCUGUGGACAGAAGUACAAGCAAGAGGAGUGUGAGCUUUCCUUCUUUCUCUGUAUUCUAAUUCACAUUCAUAACGGGUUUUGGGUGCCGUAUGUGAUGAAAUGACUUAUGAUGUGACUCAAGCAUUCGUCUAUUUGUUGUCCAGUGAAGCUGGAGAGACUUGGGACUUGGGAGAAUAUGUAAAUGAAGUGUCCUCUGCCAACCCCUCUGGAUGGAUUUCAAUCCAACCUCACGACACCUUGUCACUGGUACAGCUUUGUCCCACUGUGCACCUGCUGCUCGCAGCGCAGUCUUUCGUGCCAUAAACCCUGCCGAGUGCCCUUUUGAAUUUGCGUGUAUCGCCUUCCGCUACUGUACAAGUAUUCCACAUUCUGGCUCGAAUGGAUACAUACCCGAAGAAGUAUGCCGACUAAGUAGUGAUACAGAUUAGACGAAGCCUCUAAACUCUGUAGCACAUUGGAUCCUUUAAAGCUUUGCUGAGUUGGACGUCCAACGUCUGCAACUCACAGUAAAACAUCCAGAUGUCAGCCAGUGGUUCCUCUUGCAAUACAGCUCAUUUGUGCUUCUGUUUCCAUGAAGAGUUAGACUGGGAUCUGAAUGAACUCACUCUGUCUUCAGAAUCGCUUUGCCCUUUUCUAUAGUUGCCUUCCUGCAUUUUUUAUGUUUCUUUUUAUGUUUUUUAUUGUUAAAACAUGAAGUAUUGUCAUACUCGUUUUCAAAAUCAGCUUUGAGUGGAUGGGAAUCUUGUGAAAACGGAGGAUGAAAAAAUGGGUUUUGCAUUUUUAUCUAAUUAUUAUUGUGUGUGUGUGUGAGUGUGUGUGUGUGUGAGUGAGAGAUAGAGAAUGUUUGUGCGCGAGCACGGUGCUCGUCUGUGAGGGUGACAGGUUGAAGCCGGUUACAUCUCUUGUGUGUAAUUACUAUAUCAUAAACUGUAUGAAUGACUUGUAUAAUACAAAGAGGAUGAAUAUACAAAAUUAAUACAAAAAAUAAAAAAUCUGAUUCAUAAAAAUCUUUGCCUGAC